Molecule: messenger RNA, 2244 nt
Organism: Wyeomyia smithii (pitcher-plant mosquito)
Lineage: Eukaryota; Metazoa; Arthropoda; Insecta; Diptera; Culicidae
Gene: Grip71
Exons: 3
Coding region: 131-2077 (648 amino acids)
Biological process (GO): mitotic cell cycle; microtubule nucleation
Cellular component (GO): centriole; ciliary basal body; spindle pole
Molecular function (GO): gamma-tubulin binding
Source: RefSeq, a predicted model, not a curated record
AACAAACGGUCAGUGUGAUUGCAAAACCGAUAGAAUGAAAAGCGCGUAAUAAUUUGAUUUUUAAUACUAAUUCUUUCGGUUAAAACCCAUUUUUCUCACCUUUUAACCUGAGUGUUAACAAGUUUCUAAAAUGUUGGAAAUUAUAUCCUGCGCUAAGGACACCAAGUUGCACACAUUUCCUGCUUUCGAGUCGCUGUGUUCAAGUGCUCAUGUGAAUAGCAAUGGCAGCGAAUGCCAGUUUUUCCCUGGGACCAAGUUGUUACUCCGCUCCAACAAGAGCUGGGGUGUUGAAAUGCUUCGCAUAAAAAAUGUAGAGGGGCAACCAACCAUUGCAAACGUGAAAAAAAUUGCCAUGGAUAAUCUGUACUGUGCGGCCUGUCCGAAAACAGAUCGCGAGGAUAUCGCAGUGGGCUUGACUUCCGGUUUGAUUCGUUUCAUGAAUUACAAGAAAUCCUCAAUUACGAAACGGUUUGAGGCCGACCGAGUUGCUAAUGGAGUUACUUUUUUGGACUUCAGUGCCACUGAUGACUUUCUGGCGGCGGUUUACGAAAGCGGAACGGUGAAUCUUUACGGAAUUAAAACUAACAGCCGACUGGCGACAAUGAGCUUUGAUAAACACACUACAAAGGUCCGCUUUCAUCCAACGAAACGAUUUCUACUCUCGGUCGCUUCCUACAAUGGUGCAGUUGUGUUAUUCGACACACAGACCAAAAAGAUCGUUUUCAAUCAGUCGGAAGCGCACGCUGCCCCUUGUCGGGAUAUCGCAAUGACAGCUAGCAACCCGGAUGCCUUGUUUAGUGCUGGUUAUGACAACGUCAUCAACAUAUUUGAUACUCGUAAAAAAGCAGUGGCAUCACAGAUCUCUUCAAAUUAUCCGUUCGAAUCGUUGGCACUAUCGGAAUGCGGAGGUUACUUUUGCGCUGGAAACCUGAAGGGUUGCGUUUACGGAUACGAUAUGCGAAAUUUGUCGAAACCUCUCAAAACUAGUGCAUUACAUGAAAGUAUAGUGACAAGUAUUGCAUUUGUCCCCAAGCCAUUGGAAAAAGAAAAUAGUCGCUUAAGCUUCGACCCAUCGCUGCCACCAUCUCAACCGACGGAGAUUGCUGUGAAAUCUUCUACGGCAACAGAUAUAUCGUCUGUCCCUAUUAUGCCCAAUGGAGGAAAACAAGAACAUGACAGUUUUAUGGGUGAAAUAGAUCAGUUUCUACAGCGCCGUGAUUCGAUGGAUUAUGUUUCAAGGUUGAGCUCAUCCUCUCGACUUAGCACUGAAUCUCGCACGAGUUUGAAUAUGGGUGGCAACAAUAUGAUGGGAUUUCUAGAUGAUAUUUCCGACAGCAAUAUGGAUGUUGAUCAGCUGGAUUCCGCUGUCAACAAUGCCAAUCAAGAUGAAGGUUAUGUCAACGUUAACCGACUAAUAAAACGAACAUCCAUUAAAAAGCAGUGUUCUGUAGAUCGAUCUCAACGAACUGCUGCUAAUCUAGAAAAUAUUCGAGAAGAAUCUGACCUAGAUGGCAGUCGUGCUUUGGUGGAGAUACCUUCCGAAUCAAACGUCGAAACGCAAAUUCAAAAGCUUGCAAACGAUUCCUCAAAACGAUUAUCACAGCGUCGUUCUGUUAAUUUGGAAAAUAAAGAAAAUCAUCGCGUAACACUGGAAGUCACUUCAACUCCAAUCACCGUAGACCCUGCUGUUUCCGUUGACUGGGAAACACCGAAAACGAGUGCUUCAAGUAACAAUCCGAUGCCAGCUAAUAUCCAAGCCGCAUUUCAGGAAUUGAAGUUAGAAAUUUCUACCCUACGAGCGGAGCUUCGAGAAGAAAUCAAGGAACAGUUUUUUCAAAACCGAGUUGAUCGGAAAUACACGGCCCAGGCUUCCCGUAGUCAUAACUGGAUGGGUACGUUCAAUCUAUGGCAAGAGACUCAGAAGAAGCUGGAAAAAAUUGAUGAAGUUACACAAACCGGGUUUGGUCUGCUACUCACGAAUGAUGAAUUCACCCAACGCUUUAUGGCACUACAGCGGGAAAAUAGACAACUUAGGAGGCGACUAGCAGAAUUAGAACACACGAAUGUAAAUCCUUAAGCUGGUUCGCAGAAGUCGUUCGCGCUGUCACUGUGUGAUAAAUGGAAUAUUUUGGAAAAAUUGCGUUUUAUCGUUAUUUUUAUGUAAUACGAUAGGAUAUUUUUAGGCUUUUUCAAUAAGUUUUUAAUAUGAUACACAUUUUUAAAAUAUAUCUUUCCGAAACGAAA